AUGUCUUUCAGUAUUGAAAACCUUCCGAAUUUUCAGCAAGGCUUUAAAAAUAUAUUGAACAAUAUCAAUAAUAUACAUGAGAAAGUGAUUAAUUUAACAAAAGAUGUGAAAGUGAAAGCGUAUACGGGAUGUAAAGAACGAAUUUCACGACGUCUAGGGUGUCAGAGUCGUUGUCCCGGUUGUGGCUCAAAGUGCAGUCGACCAGAACCACACGAAGAAGAAAUGUAUGAGCCAUGGUUUGAAUGUCAAUGCGUACCGAACAGUUGCACAUGUCAGCGACCUGUACCAAAACUUUUAAAUACUCAUGCGACUUCUCAUCAUAUUGCACAGGCUUUUUAUGGAAUGGCCUAUUACAAAGUAAACACACCAGUUCUCGAACUUUGUUAUCAACAUUGGAAGAGUGGUGCGAUGUUUGUUGGUGACAUCAAGAUCGCACCUCUACAAAAAUUCUACGACCAAUAUCAUCCAGAUUGGUGUGAUAAUUUGCAUCACCUAUCGACUGAAGGAGCAGCGUGUAAUGAGAGUAUCCCACCAGCAGAACAACGUCGUGCUUGGAUGAUUGUUCGUCACGUUCUUGUCCCACAUUACGCGUCUCGUGGUAUGGUUGAAGAAGAACACUAUGAUGAGAAGCUCUAUCCAUCGAACGUUGACGCAUUACCUGCUGACUUCAAACAAAAUUGGAACGAUACAAAUGACACUCCGGUUACGGAAGAAGGUAUCGACCCUUUUUGGAAAUGA
This is a messenger RNA of Adineta ricciae, 738 nucleotides long. NCBI's taxonomy places the organism in Eukaryota, Metazoa, Rotifera, Eurotatoria, Adinetida, Adinetidae. The record is from the annotation of a GenBank genome assembly.